GGACGCCUUGAAUCAACCAAUCCCUCUCGUCUUUCUUUCAAACCGCCCAAUGGCUAUCGUACGUGGGGCAGACCCCGGCAGCAGGCUAGAGUGUGUUUGUGUUAUGUGUGCCAUGGACUCAGCCCAGUAAUAUUGACAAUAGGGUGAAGGGAAAUUGCCCCAAAUCACAUAGAGUGAAAAGAAAAAUAUACAGAAAAAUACAGAGGUGGCCUGCAAGCAGUAAAUUCUGUCAUUCAUCAGGGAAUGUAAUUAGUUUAGAUUCGUUUUUAUAUAUUUCGUUAUUAAUGGGACUCGGAGGAUUAUUUCGUUAGAAGGUAAAAAAGAGGUGCUUCUGGGUUUGGCUUUCUGGAAAAGGCCAAGAUUGCUUUCCUGCUGCUGCUGCUGUUGGGAGAGGCUUAUUGUACAGGACUAAAAACAUCCAAGUGUUGAUAGAGUUAACCGGGAUCAUUACUUCUUAUUAUCUCUGUUCCUAGACACAAGAGGAUCAAGUAGGGAUAUGUCCUCGGCAGCCACCACUCCUCCAUCAGUGGACAAAGUAGAUGGAUUUUCUCGGAAGUCCGUCAGAAAGGCCAAGCAGAAGAGGUCGCAGAGCUCUUCACAGUUCAGAUCCCAGGGCAAAGCUAUAGAGUUAACACCUCUGCCUCUGCUUAAAGAUGUUCCAGCCGCAGAGCAGCCGGAGCUGUUCCUGAAGAAACUCCAGCAGUGCAGCUUCAUCUUUGACUUCAUGGAUACUUUAUCAGAUCUCAAGAUGAAAGAGUACAAACGCUCCACCCUUAACGAGCUUGUGGACUACGUCACCAUCAGCAGGGGUUACUUGACAGAACAGGCGUACCCCGAAGUAGUAAGAACGGUUUCUUACAAUAUAUUCAGGACCCUCCCUCCCAGCGACAGUAAUGAAUUUGAUCCAGAAGAGGACGAGCCGACUCUUGAAGCCUCUUGGCCACAUUUACAGCUUGUAUAUGAAUUUUUCAUAAGAUUUUUGGAGAGUCAAGAAUUCCAGCCCAGCAUUGCCAAAAAAUAUAUAGACCAGAAGUUUGUACUACAGCUUUUGGAGCUGUUCGACAGCGAGGACCCACGGGAACGAGACUACCUGAAGACAGUCUUGCACAGAAUUUACGGAAAGUUUCUUGGUCUUAGGGCUUUUAUACGAAAACAGAUAAAUAAUAUUUUUCUACGUUUUGUUUAUGAAACCGAGCACUUCAACGGGGUAGCAGAACUUCUGGAGAUACUGGGAAGCAUAAUCAACGGCUUUGCUUUGCCUCUGAAGGCUGAGCACAAACAGUUCCUGGUGAAAGUCCUGAUCCCCCUGCACACUGUUAGGAGUUUAUCACUCUUUCAUGCACAGUUGGCAUAUUGCAUUGUACAGUUUCUAGAGAAAGACCCAACAUUAACGGAACCAGUUAUCAGAGGCUUACUAAAAUUCUGGCCGAAAACCUGCAGUCAAAAAGAGGUCAUGUAUCUUGGAGAGCUAGAAGAGAUCUUGGAUGUGAUCGAACCAUCCCAAUUUGUAAAAAUUCAAGAACCACUGUUCAAACAGAUCUCCAGAUGUGUGUCCAGCCCGCAUUUCCAGGUUGCUGAAAGGGCACUGUAUUACUGGAACAAUGAGUAUAUCAUGAGUUUGAUAGAGGAGAACUCGAACGUCAUCCUGCCCAUAAUGUUCGCUAGCCUUUAUAGGAUCUCCAAAGAGCACUGGAAUCCGGCAAUAGUUGCAUUAGUCUACAAUGUACUCAAGUCAUUUAUGGAAAUGAACAGUACCCUGUUUGAUGAUCUGACAGCCACCUACAAGUCUGAUCGUCAGCGAGAGAAGAAAAAGGAGAAAGAACGAGAAGAACUGUGGAAAAAGCUCGAGGAUCUAGAGUUGAAGAGAGGUCUGAGAAGCGACGGGAUAAUCCCCACUUAACGAAGAAACUGCUGCGCUGUUAGCCUGUGGAUACACAUUUAUGUAGUAUGAGAUGGAGCAACAGUUUUCUGUAUUGUGCAACUUACUUUACGGUAGAUUCUCACGUCUGUUUCAUUAUUUCAACAGCACUGUAAAUAACUUUCCUUCCCUUAAAUAUUACGCUGAAAAAAAGGACUUUGGUCCAAAGUUUGGACAGUAGAGGAACUUUAAAAAGAAAAAUAAACUCUUCUGUAAAUUUAGAAAUUGUUUUAACCCUGUUCUUCAAGCAUUUUUUUCUUGUCCUUGUAUGGGUGCUGCAUUAAAUGUUUGGAGAAGACUGCAGCCUCUGUGAUCCAGUGUAUAAAGAAUUCAGUGUUUAUCCUUGGCAGAUUAGAAGAGGAUACCCCUGUCUGGAGGAUUAUGUUCAAACCUUUAUCCCCUCCGAAAACUGCUGCAGAUCAUUUAUUUCUUACAAGUUUUUGAAAGGUUCUAUUAAUUGUGGAAUUUUAAGGUUUGUGUGUAGAUGAUUUAACAAAAAAGGAAAAAAGUCUUUGCACGCAAUUUCUUUUCUUUUUAAACAAGUCAAGCUGUCUAUGUGCAUCAGCUCCAAAGCAAUUGGAUUAGUUCUGUCAAGGUUUGGUUCACUAUUUUAAGCAGUCCCUGCUGGUAUCAGUCUGGCACUGUUACCUUGAAUCGAUAACCUAUUUAAAAAAAACGAUAUAUAUAUAUAUAUUAAGCCUAUAACCAUAGAGGUUCCCAGGUCAAUGACGUACAGUAAGUAACUUGUACUACUCCUGUUAUUGUGAAAAGGAACACUACUUGUGUAAGUACUUCACAGUAUUACAAAUCUGUAUAACAUUGUUAUUAAAUACAGUACAUUCA
Acipenser ruthenus (sterlet) is the source of this 2761-nucleotide messenger RNA. RefSeq names its product serine/threonine-protein phosphatase 2A 56 kDa regulatory subunit epsilon isoform. The record is from RefSeq and is a predicted model, not a curated record. Lineage: Eukaryota; Metazoa; Chordata; Actinopteri; Acipenseriformes; Acipenseridae. The coding region runs from base 497 to 1900 and encodes 467 amino acids. Gene Ontology annotation, biological process: protein dephosphorylation; signal transduction. The transcript has 14 exons. Gene Ontology annotation, cellular component: cytosol; protein phosphatase type 2A complex; nucleus. Gene Ontology annotation, molecular function: protein phosphatase activator activity.